AAAUUCAGUACAUACUGUAUACGUCUGCCAUAUGUUGCCACACCUCAAAAAUUCCUCCUGAAUGUCUUGUCACUUUAUUUAUUGACUGAAUACUUGCCGAGGGCAGACACAUCCGGGGCAGCAGAUGGCGCUGUUGUCCCCGGUCUCAGUUCAGACAGCGAGAGGAAGAGCAGGAGCGUGAUGUGUUUAUUUCAGUUUGAGAAGAUCUCGUCUGAUAAUCUCUGUUCUGUUCUUGAUCGAAACUCUCUCAUUUCUCAGCGAUGGAGCAGAAGAAGACGGUUAUCGUGACAGGUUUUGAGCCGUUCGGGGAGCAUGCUGUCAAUGCCAGCUGGGUGGCAGUACAGGAGCUGGAGAAACUGGGUUUGGGUCACGAUGUAAAGCUUCACGUCUCAGAAGUUCCUGUGGAGUAUCAGGCGGUCCAGACUCUCUUGCCUGCUCUAUGGAAACAGCAUCUUCCUCAACUAGUGGUCCACGUGGGAGUGUCUGGGAUGGCCACUACAGUAACGCUCGAGCAGUGUGGGCACAAUCAGGGUUACAUGCGUCUCGACAACUGCAGUUUCUGUCCUGAAUCCCGCUGCUGUCUGGAAGGAGGACCGGACUGCAUCCACUCUGUCAUCGACAUGGACACGGUCUGUAAGAGAGUCGACUCGGCCGGGCUCGGCGUCUCUGUGUCUGUAUCAAAGGAUGCUGGAAGGUAUCUGUGUGAUUACACCUACUACAGGUCUCUGUUUCUGGGCGAGGGCAGGUCUGCGUUUGUGCAUGUUCCUCCUCUGGGGAAGCCCUACAGCGCAGAGCAGCUCGCUCGGGCGCUCAGGGCCGUCAUCCUGGAGAUGCUCGAACUGAUGGAGAACAACAAGGGAAAGAAACACUGUCUGCACGACCAAUGAAAGCACAAGCUGAGUCUCAUACGCAGUUAUGUAGCCUCGCCUUGGACUCGAGAGUUCAUGCACAUUUGAAGACAUCCGUGUCUUAAUUUGUGUGCUGCAUACUAGGAUCAGUCAGCUGGUUUGAGAUAAACUCAAUCCUACGGCUGCGUUCAAAGAGUCAAGAAAGCACUUUAAUGGUGUACACUUGAAACAUGCAGAGAUUUGGUAUUAUGCAUAAAAAUGACUUGGAAAUGUUGUUUUAAUGUGAAGACACUACGUAUACAUAAUUCAAAAAUGACUUUUUGAAACAGUUGAGGCAAAACUAGCGUUUUUCUCUUGCCGUCUUAUUUCAUUGUUCACCAGAUUAAAUAUUAAGCCAUUUAAACCAGGGUUAAUAUAAUUAAUCACAAUCAGAAUAAUUCAAAUUUUAAACAAUUUAACAUUUUGUUAAUUGAAGUGAUGCCCAGCAACUUUUUUAUUUUAAUUUAGGUGAACUUAAUGCACUAAAAUAAUGAAAAAUGUAUAAAAAUUUAGCAAAACUUAAAAUGUAAAAAAAAAAAAACUAUAUUACAAAAAAACAACUACUAUAACUUUAACUAAAAUUUAAAUCAAAUUAAAAAAUAUUAAAACAACGUGUUCAAAAUAUUAAAAAGUAAAAUAGCUCUAAAAAUAAAAAUGGACAAAAUUUAAUUUAUUAAAUUAAUAUUAUAAUAUUAAUAAAAUCUAAAUAUACAUUUAAAAAAUGAUUAUAAAACCAACAAAUAAAUUACUUAAAAGUUACAUUUUUUUUAUAAAAAAUAAAAACGAAUGAAAACUACAUGGAUAUUGAAUAUAUUUAAGAAAUAAUAAAAAUAAUAGAAAACAUUUAAAUCACUAAAACUUUAGAAAAGGAAACAAAUACACAAAACUAAUUCAAAGUGCUAAUUAAAACUAUUUUAAUAUUUCGAUGAUAUGUUAAAUAAUACUGUUUCAGACUGGUCUCGAUCAUCUGCAGUUUUCAGUUAUACCACAAACACACUCUGACCAGAAAGUUUCUUUAAUCACAGACUGAAGAGCAGAUGCAAAGGGUGCUUUUAUAGAGGAGACCUAAAAUUAUGACAAAAUAAAAGCUAUGGUCUGCCUUCUGGAGCGUGAUAAAAGAGAUAAUAACCAUGUCUGUCUGGUCAUUAAAGUGCCAAUGUGAACACACAGACUUUAGGAUACGAGCAUCGAAUCUAAAUGUUUUUCCUCAUUUCAAGCCGAUUAUGUACAGGGAAAACACAAAGACACAUGAACCUGAUGCCUUUUGAGUAAUGUAAGGUUACUUUCUAUCAGCACUGUUAAGACAUUAACUGUGUGGUUUUUAUUUACAUGAAUUCAAUGAAAUGUGAAAUCAUGAGCUGAUUGUAAGAAGAUGUUUGUCUUCUCUCAGAGGACGUUAUUCAUGAUUUUCUCAUGACAUAUACUCUUUGCAAAAUGCUGCAUAUCAUAUAUCAUAUUGUAUAAUAUGACACCAUAAUUUCUCAGUCCAUUAUUUGAUAUUAUAAAAUGUAAUUUGAAUUGCUUAUGACUUUUUUGUUCGCUUGUUUUUCUAAGAUUUUUACUGGGAUCUUAUCGAUCACAAACCCAGUGGACCAAACUGAUUAUGCUGUGAACCUUUUUUUUUAAAUGUUGCCUUAAACACAAAGCAUUUCUUUGUUUCCGUUGACCCAUGUUAUUGUAUUAAAUAUUCUGACAUCUA
Molecule: messenger RNA, 2586 nt
Organism: Carassius gibelio (silver crucian carp)
Lineage: Eukaryota; Metazoa; Chordata; Actinopteri; Cypriniformes; Cyprinidae
Gene: pgpep1
Product: pyroglutamyl-peptidase I
Exons: 5
Coding region: 261-887 (208 amino acids)
Biological process (GO): proteolysis
Cellular component (GO): cytosol
Molecular function (GO): pyroglutamyl-peptidase activity
Source: RefSeq, a predicted model, not a curated record